This is a messenger RNA of Owenia fusiformis, 1475 nucleotides long. NCBI's taxonomy places the organism in Eukaryota, Metazoa, Annelida, Polychaeta, Sabellida, Oweniidae. The record is from the annotation of a GenBank genome assembly.
AUGGAGGAACCAAGAAAGGAGGAACUUUAUUAUUUUGCGCUUAAAGACAAGAAUGAGCAGUUGAAAAGGGGUAGGAUACAUUCGGAGGAGAAAAAGAUACAGUUGAGAGAAGCCAGGAUACAGAUGAAAGAGGAUGCCAUGAAGAAAGAAAAGUGGGAAGGUGAUGAGAUAAAAUUUAAGAAUAUAAGAGAAGAACAAGAAAAGAUAAUUGGUGAAGAAAGAGAUAGAAUAGAAAGACGAAGACGUAUGCUUAAGAAAUAUAAGGAUAUCAAAUGGUAUGAGGAAUGUGAAAGUCAUGCGAGAGCAAGUGAAAGUGGCUUGAAUACGUCUACCGAUGGCCAACUGGAAAGAUAUGUUAAUGAUAGAUACAGUAAAGCGAGCAUAGAUUACUCUGACCCAACUAUAACAAAACAUAUUGGAGAAAUUGAAGCUUUCGUGGAUAAGAUUACAGAUGCCCUGGGUGACAAAUACCCUGUCCUUAGAGUAAGGAAGAGAUCGAACCGAGGUAGCAUGUACAAUCAAACAAAAGUCUAUCCCCCCGACGAGGUCGACUUUGUUUUGAUUCCUGAUAUAUCUUAUGAUAAAUCUAAAGUCAAAGUCGAAGACACAUCAAAGUCUUACAACACUAACAGUGGCAUUGUUAGCAUAACCGAUCAAGAUAUUGUGGAUAAACUAAAUGGUGUUAAGAAUGGUAGGCCUAUCACGUUUAAGAAGGGGGACAAUAUAAGAAGGAAGGAUUUCGUUAAACUGUUGGUAUAUGCAACAAAAGAGUGCAUCUCUCAAUGGGAAAAUGUCUGGACAGUGGAAGAGCAUGGCCCGGCUGUUUGUGUUCUGGCCAGGAUGCCUCUGUGUUGGGUGUCUAUAGAUCUUUGUUUCUGCUUUGAGGAAUCGAAGACUGAGCGAGGGAGACAUGUUCUAGUGCCAAUUGAACCAUCUAUUACAUCUGGUGAUCGCACCAGGUUUAGGGAGGACCGUUGGACAUUAUCAGUGUGUGAUAUACCACCAGACAGCACUCGAGUCCAACUAAACGAACUACAUAGGAAGCUACUGGUUGUCCUUAAAUCUAUAUUUCAAACUGGGAGCCAGUUCUUGCUACAAUGUCAUACUCCAAGCUCGCAUAUAUUGAUCACAUUUGUUGAGACGCAUCAGAUGAAAUGUGUUGAGAAACAAGGGAUGCAAAAUAUUGUAAAGUGCUUUAGAGAGGUGAUCGAGGAUAUCAUGAACAUCGCGAAAUCAGCUCUUAACAGAAAACUCCCAGAUAUUGACUUCCGUCGAGUGAAUGGGGGAAGCUCUAGGCAGGUGAAUGUAGUAACUUCCUGGAGCAGAACUUUCAUCAAGAAUGUCAUUAGUACUUGUCUCCAAAAACACUUACUGAAUGAUAUAAAGGAUUGGAAAAUGGAAAGUAAAGCGCAUUCUGUUAGUGUACAAGAAGCAACAAGAGAAGUCUCCAAUCAGUGAUCAACAUCACAAGUGGU